Messenger RNA from Anarrhichthys ocellatus (wolf-eel), 3015 nucleotides. RefSeq names its product chromatin assembly factor 1, subunit B (gene chaf1b). Gene Ontology annotation, biological process: nucleosome assembly; DNA replication-dependent chromatin assembly. The coding region runs from base 551 to 2491 and encodes 646 amino acids. Gene Ontology annotation, cellular component: nucleus; CAF-1 complex. Lineage: Eukaryota; Metazoa; Chordata; Actinopteri; Perciformes; Anarhichadidae. Gene Ontology annotation, molecular function: protein binding. The record is from RefSeq and is a predicted model, not a curated record. The transcript is spliced from 14 exons.
AACACAUUUCCAUCACAUUUAACCGAAAACUGAAAUUACUUUACUAACCCUAACCCUAUUUAAAAAGUCUCAUGACUCACAUGAUACCAUCAGCUUAAUAAGAAUUGCAUAAACUAUAUUAAAGGUUAAUAUGUGAAAACAGUUUUGUUUAAUAUACUUGAUUCAUGAAUAGAAUAUUCCCCAUAGAAAAGAUAGAUAGAUGCACAAUAUAUACAAUGAAAUAGAAUAAUAUUAAAUUAACUAAACAGAAGUGCAAAGAUUUAACCAAACAACAGAGUAACUGUGUUAUAGUUUUGUUUUCUACUUUGUAACCAUAAUUAAACGCUUUCUAAAGAUCAAUUUAUCUGUUUUACAAGAGAACUAAAGGGGACCGUGAGGGAUUUUACACGUUAGUAAUACAUCCAUGCUAAAGACAGACAGGCACCUCCUCUUCCGGGUUUUCGUCCAAUCACUGCACUCUACUUGGCCGGAAGUUUGGAACGAAUUGUACGCGGGAAAUUACUAAGCGCUUCAGCUGGUCAACAGUGGAGGUCAGUGUUGGAUAUUAAAGAUGAAGGUGGUAACGUGUGAGAUCGCAUGGCACAACAAGGAGCCGGUCUACAGUCUGGACUUCCAGCACGGCUCAGAUGGACGCAUUCAUCGGCUGGCCACAGCUGGAGUGGACACUACAGUCAGACUGUGGCGGGUGGACAGCGGCCCCGAUGGGAAGGCGGUGGUGGAGGUUCUGUCUAAUCUGGCUCGACACACCAAGGCUGUCAACGUAGUGCGCUUUAGCCCCAACGGAGAGCUGCUGGCCUCAGGAGGAGACGAUGCAGCAAUUCUGCUGUGGAAGCUUAACGACUCAAAGGAGCCUGAGCCGGCCCCCAUGUUCCAGGAGGAAGAAGAUGCUCAGCUGAACAAGGAGAGCUGGUCUGUGGUCAAGACUUUAAGGGGACACAUAGAGGACGUGUAUGACGUCUGCUGGACCCGGGAUGGAAACAUGAUGGUGUCUGGCUCUGUUGAUAACACGGCUAUUAUGUGGGACAUCAACAAAGGACAGAAGCUGUGCAUCCUGAAUGACCACAAGAGCUACGUGCAGGGGGUGACCUGGGAUCCUCUGGGGCAAUACGUAGCCACUCUCAGCUGUGACAGAGUGAUGCGUGUGUUCAACACUCACACCAAAAAGAAAGCCUUCUGUAUCAGUAAAAUGAGCCCUGGGCCACUCUCAGAGGGAGAGGUCAAGCCGUACAGAAUGUUCCACGAUGACAGCAUGAGGUCAUUUUUCCGACGGCUUUCCUUCACACCUGAUGGGUCUUUCUUGUUAGCCCCAGCUGGAUGUGUGGAGCUUGGAGAGAACAUCAUAAAUACCACCUACAUCUUUUCCAGAAAGAGCCUCAAGAGGCCUAUUGCCCACUUGCCGUGCCCGACUAAAGCUACGCUGGCUGUGCGCUGCUGCCCCGUCUACUUUGAACUGAGGACCAAGUCGGACGAAGACGGUUCGGUUCAGGUUCUUCCCAACGUAUUCCAGCUGCCGUACCGCAUGGUGUUUGCUGUGGCAUCCGAGGACUCCAUCUUCUUGUAUGACACGCAGCAGACCAUUCCGUUCGGCCUGGUGUCCAACAUCCACUACCACACACUCAGUGAUCUUACAUGGUCCCGAGACGGUUCCUUCCUGGCAGUGUCCUCCACAGACGGCUACUGCUCCUUCCUGUCCUUCUCUCCCGGGGAGUUGGGCACUCCCCUGAAGGAGCCCCCCACCCUGGAGGUCUUUGUCCCAAGCACUGGUGUUGAGAAAAGGGGCAAGAAGUCCUCAGCGGCCAGGACCUCGUCUCCUUUGACCCAAACGCCAAGCUCAGCACAGACUCCCACAUCCCAAACCGGCCUCAGCAAAGAUGUCCCCUCUGUCACCCCCCCAGAGGAGAAGAGGAGCACCCCGAGUGCCAAGUCUAAACCUCAGCCCCGUAGGAUCACCCUGAACACCCUGGAGGGCUGGGGGAAGCCCUCCGCCGCUAAAACCACCGCUCCUCCUUCAGCACCUCAGACCCCAACGUCUGCAAGCAGCAGUGCUCCCUCUACUCCCCAACCCUGUGUCACCCCUCUCACCCCCACUACCUCCUCCACAACACAACCCCGCAUCGCCCCUCUCACCCCCACUACCUCCUCCACAACACAACCCCGCAUCGCCCCUCUCACCCCCACUAACUCCUCCACAACACAGCCACGCAUCGCCCCCCUCACUCCCUCCACCCCGAAAGCCCUCAAGAGUGGUAAUAGUGCUGGCUCCACCACUCCCAAGGGUGCAACCACCCCAAAGGGGCCGACCCCACGGAGAGUAUCUCUGACUCCCAUUGCAUCCCGAUCUCCAGCUAUUAGCUCACUCUUCCGCACUCCCUCCUCCACGGAGAAGGCCAAACAUGAACGUCCUUCCCCUCCCUCUGAUCCAGUGUGCCAGCCUCCAGAGUCCAAACGGCCGAAGACCAGUGAGCCCCCCGUGAAGACUAGUGUCUCAUAGGAACAUUGUGGUGCUGUGAUAUCGGCCCAUACAGCAAGGGGGUGACCGUUACAGAAGCGACAAAACCACUGCGGCUCCUCGUGGAUGCGACGCCAUCGUGCAACAGCAUUGCGUGUGUGUGUGGAUACGAUCUGUCGGUGAAGCUUUAACCCCACGUAAUGUUGUCGUUAUACAACAAACCGCAUUGCAGUACGUGUCCUUGAAUUAAUGCUUAUUUUAGUCUUUGGUGUGUUUUUGUAUCAUACAGUAAACAGGUAAUUGUACUGUAUUUGAUUUACAUUUAGAUGCUUAUGUGUGGUUGCACCAGAGGGAAGGUUUUUCUCAUUCUUUUUCAGAAAAAUGUGAUUGUGAAACUAAAACAGCUCGAAACCUGAAGAAUAAAAAACACAAGCGCUUCCAGGUUUAGUGCCUCGUGAAAGCUUUGAAUACACAACCUGCGUCUUAAUUUGAUGCAGACCGUGGUUCAGCAACUUGAGUGUAAAGUUAAACAUUGUCUUUUUGUCAUAUUGUCCAAUAAAGGAUGU